CCAUCUCUCCCUCUUCCUCCAUCUCGAGAGCCUGCGCAGUCUUCGAGAAAUACCGCUAUUAAUCACCAUCAUCACCAUCAUCGUAUUAUUACACCAUAUCAAAUCACAAUGAAGUUCUUACAGACCUCUCUUAUCGCGGCCUUGCCAGCCGCCCUCGUCAGCGGUCGCUUCGUAGUGGAGAACGAAGGUGACAAUGUUGUGCUCGAUGAGCCGGCCAAGUAUCUCAUCGAACUGAGCCCUGGAAAGACGCAGUGGGUGACUGAAGAGGACAAGUGGGAUCUUAGACGUAACGGCCAAAACUUCAUGGAUAUCACCGAGACACAAGAGCUGGGCACUCUCCGAGCCAAGGCCCAGGCUUCCGUCGAAUUUCCCCAGAAGUGUGUGAAGCAGAAGGAGGUUGGCAAGCUGGCUAGUCAUCUGACCAAGGACGAGAUGCGCAAGAAUCUCGAGAAGCUGACGAGCUUCCACACCCGAUACUACAAGUCCGAUUACGGCCGACAGUCAUCUGAAUGGGUCUUGGAGAGGGUCAACCAGAUCAUCAAGGAUGCUGGCGCUGAUGAUACUGUUACUGCCAAGCACUUCGCCCACUCAUGGCCGCAGAGUUCGGUCAUUGCGAGAAUCCCUGGCAAGACCAACACCACUGUCGUCAUUGGUGCACACCAGGAUUCCAUCAACCUGUGGCUGCCCUCAAUUCUGGGUGCUCCUGGUGCCGACGAUGAUGGCAGCGGCACGGUUACCAUCAUGGAAGUCUUCCGUACGUUGCUUGGAGCCAAGGACGUUGUCGGUGGCUCUGCACAAAACACUGUGGAAUUCCACUGGUACAGUGCUGAGGAGGGCGGUCUGCUGGGCAGCCAAGCCAUUUUCCAGUCGUACGAGAAGGAGGGCCGCGACGUCAAGGCCAUGCUCCAGCAGGAUAUGACUGGCUUCGUCCAGGGAACUGAGGAUGCUGGCAAGCCGGAGAGCGUUGGUGUCAUCACCGAUUUUGUUCACCCAGGCCUCACUGCCUUCAUCAAGAAGGUUAUCGAGGAGUACUGCAGCAUUCCCUGGGUGGAGACCAAGUGCGGCUAUGCUUGCUCUGACCACGCCUCUGCGUCAAAGGCUGGUUACCCUUCGGCCUUUGUUAUCGAGUCAGCAUUUGAGAACUCGGACCAGCACAUCCACAGCACCGAUGAUCUCAUCAAGUAUCUGUCAUUCGACCACAUGCUUGAGCACGCCAAGAUGACUCUGGGCUUGGUAUACGAGCUCGCAUACCACGACUUUUCUUCAACAGCGGCUGAGGAGCCUUCAGAAUUGUAAAUAGUGUGAUACUACAUAACCAAUUGUCGAUGCCAGAAUGGUGGAGAUUACUGCCUACUGAGCAUUGCUAAGAAUAAUAAUUAUUAUACAAAACAAUUCGCCUUGU
Molecule: messenger RNA, 1402 nt
Organism: Trichoderma virens Gv29-8
Lineage: Eukaryota; Fungi; Ascomycota; Sordariomycetes; Hypocreales; Hypocreaceae
Exons: 3
Coding region: 109-1296 (395 amino acids)
Biological process (GO): proteolysis
Molecular function (GO): metalloexopeptidase activity
Source: RefSeq, a predicted model, not a curated record